CACAGCCACUUUUGCUCCCCGGAGUCGUGCAACUCUUCCGAUAUAUCUAAACUACUUUAUGACAUCAUCCUCUUAUUAUCAACAAGCCGCCGGAUGCUCCGACGGAUGUGGGUGGGGUUUGUCUCAAACUGAGCUUGUCCAACACUAUAUAUAGUCCUAAAAAUAUGCUAUACGAAGGGACUACCUAGCGUAAACCCGCAAAGCAUACGCGGCCGUCUUGGCUACCAUCACCAUCUGGUCGUCAUAUAUACUAGCCAUACCCCCAAUACUCUACCUUUUCAUACUCGAAACAUUGAAACCAUGCAGUCUUCUCAUAACGCUGAUAUUGCCAUUGUCGGGGCCGGCAUCGUGGGAUCGGCCCUAGCAUACUUCCUCUCCCUCUCUAGCGGUGACAAGAAAAUCGUCCUCAUUGACCGCUCCUUGACGCCACUCAAAGGAUCCACAGGCCAUGCGCCUGGCUUCGUUGGUCAAUACAAUGACUCUGAGGUCCUCACGCACCUGGCUAAAGACACUGUCCAUGAGUAUACCAAGAUCCCAGGUGGCUUCGACACCGUUGGCGGACUGGAAGUUGCCACGAGCCUCACGGGUGCCGAGCGUCUGAAACGCCGACACGAAUCAGCCCGAAGAGCAGGCCUCCCCGCGGAGCUGAUCUCCCCCGAGCAAGCAACCCGCCUGGCGCCUGCCCUGAUCAAGGGGGACGUCACAGCUGCGUUAUACUUCGCAAGUGACGGCGCCGCCAAUGCUACCCGGAUCACCACGUUCUAUCAGGACGAGGCACGUACCAGAGGAGUCGAACUUCUCGAAGCAGAUGUCACAAAGGUCCACCAUGCCAAUGGUCGCGUGAACGGGGUGAGUACCUCGUCGGGUCUCGUCAGCGCCCAAACCGUCAUCAUCGCCACCGGAAUUUGGGCGUCAGAUCUCUGCGACUUUGGAAUCCCCAUUCCAAUUGUACCAGUCGCGCACCCGUACAUGUACGGCGAAUACCACGAGCCGAAGCCGCUCAAGGCGCCCUGGGUUAGAUGGCCCGAGCAUCACGUCUACGCUCGUGACCAUGGCGCGUUCUAUGGGCUGGGGUCUUACGACCAUCAGCCGAUCGCUCAGCAGCCGAAAGAUAUCGCAAUUGGCGAAUGGAUCCAACAAUUUGACGCGACAUUGUCUCAUGCGCUGCGCUUUAUUCCAGAGGAGACGAAUUUAACUCCUAGGGAAACGUUCAAUGGCAUUUUUUCCAUGACGCCGGAUAAUAUGCCGCUAGUGGGUGCGAUCCCGGGUACGGAUGGUCUGUAUCUGGCUGCAGCAGUCUGGGUUACGCAUGCAGCUGGAGCUGCGAAAUUCUUGGCUGGGAUGAUGAAGGGGGAGGAUGUUGAUGAGGGUCUGAGGAAGGCGUUGGACCCAAGCAGGUUCCAGGGCCGGGAAAUUGAAGAGCUGACGCGGGAGUCGCUGGAUGGAUAUAAUGAGAUCUAUAAGGCUGCGACGGCUUCUCAGUAGUCUGUCAAGUGGUGGCUCGAGUCGGUUUGUAUCGUUGAAGAAGCCAGUAUUCGAAAGGAAAUAUUAGUAAAUAGCGAAAACGGCGAUCGAAAUUCAUGCUUGGGAGCUUCCCCACAAUGUCGAGUCGUCUAGAUGUAAUGAUCAAUUUUUCAAGAACCGCACACCUUCAUGAUUCAAGCGCGCAUCCCCGCCGAGAACCACCGAGUGUCUCCAGAUCAUAACUACUAGAAUCGAAACAAUU
This is a messenger RNA of Aspergillus ibericus CBS 121593, 1726 nucleotides long. RefSeq names its product NAD(P)/FAD-dependent oxidoreductase. Gene Ontology annotation, molecular function: oxidoreductase activity. The coding region runs from base 301 to 1485 and encodes 394 amino acids. The record is from RefSeq and is a predicted model, not a curated record. NCBI's taxonomy places the organism in Eukaryota, Fungi, Ascomycota, Eurotiomycetes, Eurotiales, Aspergillaceae. Gene Ontology annotation, cellular component: cytoplasm. The transcript has a single exon.